Myiozetetes cayanensis is the source of this 6426-nucleotide messenger RNA. It is a transcript of the gene SETDB2, whose product is annotated as SET domain bifurcated histone lysine methyltransferase 2. The transcript has 14 exons. Gene Ontology annotation, cellular component: nucleus. Bases 265 to 2427 code for a protein of 720 amino acids. Gene Ontology annotation, molecular function: zinc ion binding; histone H3K9 methyltransferase activity; DNA binding. Gene Ontology annotation, biological process: heterochromatin organization; negative regulation of gene expression. The record is from RefSeq and is a predicted model, not a curated record. Lineage: Eukaryota; Metazoa; Chordata; Aves; Passeriformes; Tyrannidae.
CAGCAAGAGGAGGGGCGGUAAAGCGGGGGGUGCGGCGGCGAGGGCCUGAGCGCUGCGGGAAUGACCCGGCACCCGGCCCCUGACAGCAGCCUCGCCCCAUGCCAGCCUCCCCGCCCCACGCCAGCCUCCCCGCCCCACGGGCAUCCCGGCCCCUGCCCACCGCCGUGCCGGAGCGCAGCGAGACCCACCCGGCGCGCCCCGACCUGAGCUGGGCUCGGCGCUGCCCCGGCGCGGGUGACAGCGCCCGAGAGGCCUCCCGGGAGGAUGGAGGAGAAAAGAAUGCUGCGCGACUUCUUUGAAGAGGAGAACCUUACCAGUUCCAGGGAGGAGAGCAUUAAAGGUGAUUUGAAAACGUUUUGGACACGAUUGGGAGGCAGAAGAGUGGAUGUCAUAUUUGAGCAGGUGCAAAAUGUGCUGCUGUUGCUAAAGGAAAAGAUCAAGAAUGGAACUGCCACAAACCAAGAAUGCUGGCAGGCUUGGGCACUGGUGAACGAAGCUAAUUUAAGUGAUCUCUUAACUUUGACAAACGUAAAUGAUGGGUUUGAUGGAGAUGGACAACAGGAAACCAAACCCAAAUUGCAGCACCUUCUUGCAGAUGACAAUACUACAAAUGCUGUAGAAGGUUCUGACAGUAGCAGAAAAGAGGAGAUGGAAAGAGCAUGUUCAGGGAGUCAAAAAGCAUCUAGCAAAAUUCAACACUUACCUUUAAACCUACCGUAUCAGAACCACAAGUGCUCUAGUGCAUGUCUUGCCAAGAGAGCAGCGGGCUCCUUCAAGGGUGAAAAUCCUCUGAAGAUACCAAUCCUGUUUCACUUCCAAAGACGCCAUGCAAAAGCAGACUGCCUUUCGAAAUCACUGGAUGUGAAUUACAAAGCUCCUUGCGGUCGGAGUCUGAGAAGCUUUCGAGAUGUGCAAAAGUAUUUGUUUGAAACAAAGUGCAAUUUCUUAUUUGUUGAUCACUUUUCCUUCAACACAUAUGUACUGCUGGGCAGGAACACCAUGAAUCCCAAACCCCUCGUGUUUGACUUUGAUAUUAGCAACGGAGCCGAGUCUGUGCCCAUCUCCUUCUGUAACAAUCUUGACCGUGCAAGGUUACCUUAUUUCAAAUACCGGAAGUCAUCGUGGCCACGUGGAUAUUAUCUCAACAACUUCUCCAGCCUGUUUGUGGACUCAUGUGACUGCACAGAUGGCUGCAUCGAUAAGUCAAAAUGUGCAUGCCUACAGCUAACUGCAAGAGGCUGUAGUAAAACUUCUCUAUCUUCAGGUAGUAAAAGAUCCCAUGGAUACCGUUACAAAAGACUGGAGGGACCAGUUCCUAGUGGAAUUUACGAGUGCAGUGUGUUGUGCAGGUGUGACAAGUUGAUGUGUCAGAACAGAGUUGUACAGCACGGCAUUCAAGUCAGGCUGCAAGUGUUCAACACUGAGAAGAAAGGCUGGGGCGUCCGCUGCCUGGAUGAUAUCGACAAGGGGACAUUUGUUUGUACCUACUCAGGCAGAUUAAUGAGCAGAGCUGAAGUAUUGGGAGAUGCUGGUCAAGAGCUGAAAGAGAAGAGUGCUGUGAAUGACAGAAACCAUGGGGGUUUUUCCAAAAAAAGAAAACUUGACACUGAUUGUUCAGAUUCAGUGAUUGAACUAGUGCAGACUGGUAAACAUGACAUUCUUGAGAAUCAGGAACCUUUGUCUCAAACUGUGGAUAGUGAAAAUAAAUCAACCCUGGUUCAUCUAAAGAACUCAAGUAUUGCAACUGCAAGACCUGGAAGAACAGGGUUUUUUCACAAUCACCAGCUAAAAAUGGUGCACAGUGCCAGCUCAGAUGAAGAUAAUAGUUCUCAGAUUCAUCAGUCAAGCAAAACAAAAGUAAACAGUGGAACAAAGAAAGGAAAAGAAAAAUCCACCCGGGAGCAGAAGGAAGAACAUCUGAUGGAAAUCGGGCAGACCGAGUCUGUUGGUGUGGACAGUGAAGGAUGCAAAAGAAAGAGUCUGUCACUGCAGGGUGUUAACUGUGGCAAGUCAGGUGUGCUGGAUGAUGCAUGUGUUGCGAGGCCAUCCAAUAAUAUACCCCUAAAAGCUGACUGCAAAGAGGAAAGUAGCAGGCAGUCAAGUCAAGAUGCAUUUUGUGAGGAGGCUGAUGGAGAUGGGAUGCUUCCAAAGAAUGCUAGUGAAGAAAACAUUUAUGUACUGGAUGCCACAAAAGAAGGAAAUGUGGGUCGUUUUCUAAAUCACAGCUGCUGCCCAAAUCUCUUUGCACAAAGCGUGUUUGUAGAGACUCACAACAGAAGUUUUCCAUGGGUGGCAUUCUUCACAAACAGACAUGUGAAAGCUGGAACUGAACUCACGUGGGAUUAUGGCUAUGAAGCUGGAAGCAUGCCAGAGACAGAGAUUUCCUGUCAGUGUGGAGUUCAGAAGUGCAGGAAAAAAAUCUUAUAGGCAGAGCUUCCCUACUGCCAACACACCUUGUACCCAGGGAUUUAUAUGCUGGACAGGACUACUGCACAGUGAACAGUGCGAUCGAGUCUGUGGUGCUAAUUGCAUUCAAUUAAAAUGCUUUUCACCUGAUUUUUUUUAAAUUUACAUUUAAAUGUCACUUUUGUAGUUUACAGAAUUGGAACUCUUCAUCCUAAGAACAGACAUCAAACUUUUCCUAGAUAAUUUCUGUGCUCCUGGUCUUCCCUCUCCCCUCUUCUCAUCUGCAAGCAAAGUUCACAGUGCACUGGAAGAACUUGUGCUCCAUGCCAUCUGCAGCAGAGACAUGACUGAUUAGAGCAAGAGUUUGUUGGUGUUCUCUGUGUCCUUCCACAGUGCUGAGUUAGUAAAACUUGCUUUUCUGAAACUCAUUGUGAAUGCAAGUCUGCCUGUCUGGGAGCUAGGAAUUGUUAAAAUAGAUCUAAGCCUGAUGGAUCUGGUGGGAGAAAUAAUCUUGAACAGACUUUACAUUAAUCAGAACAGUUUUGCAGAGCUGUGUUUGUGCUGCAAAGUGAGCUGGACAAGUUCUGCCACUACAGGAGAGAAAUGACUGCUUCUUAUUGGGUUUACAGAAUCACAGGAUAUGCUGUGUUGGAAGGGACCCACAAGGAUCAUCGAUUCCAACUCCUCGCCCUGCACCCACUCCCAAGAGUCACACUUGAUUUUGUGCCUGAGAGUAUUGUCCAAAUGCAUCUUGAACUCUGUCAGGCUUAGUGCUGUGACCACUGCCCUGGGGAGCCUGUUCCAGUGACCAGCCACCCUCUGAGUGAAGAAAUCUUUUUCUGUUACCCAACAUAAACCUCGCCUGACACAACUUCAGGCCGUUCCCUCGGGUCCUGUCACCACCUGGUCACCACAGAGAAGAGACCAGUGUCUGACCCUCCUCUUCGCCAUCAUGAGGAAGUUAUAGACUGUGAUGAUGUCUCCCCUCAGCCUCCUCUUCUCCAGGCUGAACAGACCAAGUGCCCUCAGCUGCUUCUCACACGGCUUCCCUUCAAGGCCCUUCACCAUCUUCGCUGCCCUCCUUUGGAUGCUCUCUAAGAGCUUCUUACCUUUUCUAUAUUGUGGUUCCCAAAACUGCACACAAUAUUCAAGGUGAGGCCGUACCAGUGCAGAGCAGAGCGGGACAAUCCCCUCCCUUGACUGGCUGGCGACGCUUUUCCUGAUGCCGACCUCCCAGGGCGUGGUUGGCCCUCCUGGCUGCCAGGGCACUGCUGACUUGUAUUCAACUUGCCAUCGACCAGGACCCCUAGGUCCCUUUCCAGGGUUCUGCUUUCCAGCACCUCAUUUCCCAGUCUGUACAAACAUUCAGGGUUGCCCCAUCCCAGCUGCAGAAUCCAGCACUUCCCCUUGUUGAACUUCAUGUGGUUGGUGAUUGCUCAGCCCUCUGAUUUGUUGAAAUCUGUCUACAGGGCUUCCCUGCCUUCGAGGGACUCAACAGCUCCUCCCAGUUUUGUGUCAUCUGCAAACAUCUGCAGUAUCCAUUCCAGUCCAAUGUCCAAGCCAUUUAUGAAGAUGUUGAAGAGCAUAGGGCCCAAGAUGGAGCCCUGUGGAACCCCACUAGUGACAGGUCACCAGUCUGAUGUCACCCCAUUCACUGUUACCUUCUGUGCUCCACCCGUGAGCCAACUGCUCACCCACCACAUGGUGUGUUUAUCCAGUUGUGUGCUGGACAUUUUGUCCUGAAGGAUCCUGUGAGAGACAGUAUCAAAAGCUUUGCUGAAAUCCAGAAAGAUUACAUCAACUGGCUUCCCUUAAUGAACUAGGUGGGUUACCUUGUCAUAAAAGGCAUCCCUCUCCAUGUUUGUGACACUCAGAGAACUGCUUGAGAAAUCCAGUGUACCUCAUUUCAGUGCUAUGUGUGUAACAUGGGACAAGGGGGCCACAGAAGUCCUUGCCAUGUGGUUUGUUGGUAAUAGAGAAACAGGCUACAUUAGGGGACACUGAGUGCAGAUGCAGGAGGUGACCCUGAAGUGGAGCAAGGGAUGGGUGUACAGGCAUAUGGCUUUUAAAUGUGUUGGAGCCUUGUGCAAAGCAGGAGGUGUUGCAGGCGGGCGAUUUACACCGCUUGAAGAACCACCAGCAAUGGUAUCAGAAAAAAGUGGUUUUAUUAAAGAUGUUGUAACAGUGUUACUUAACAAAGUUUGACGGCAAGGUUUACUCUGUUACUACACAGGAUAUAAUAAUGAUUUAAAAUUACCAACACAAAAACAAUUACCAAUACAAAAUCAAGUGCACUCUAAUACAAGAUUAUGUGCAAUAUCAGUCACUUACCAGGGACCUGUAGUUGGGCAGGGGUCUCCCAGCCUCGAGGAGUAACUGUGAGAGGUGUCCCAGCUGACGGGGAGAUCACUGCCAUGCAGCCAGCUGCUUAGCAGGGAGAGCUCAAAGAAGGCUCACUCAGGCUGUCAUUUAUGGAAUAAAGUGGUUGGCUUGUAGUCAAAUUACCUGCAACGGAAAAGGUCACUGUGAAACUUGUACCCACACCUUGCUUUGUUCCUUGAUAAAUGAGUCUUGGAAGAACCACCUGCUAUUCAUGUGUUAAUUGUAUGGUUGGUGUUCCAAGCCUGUAUGCAUCAGUGCUCACAAAGUAUUUUCAUUGUAUUAUAACUUAAAGUUCUAUUCUUUGGCCAUUUUUCACCAUCAUCCAAAGAGUACAAAGGCCACCAGUUAUUACAAUAUUCAAUUAACUGCUCUCUCUGGAGAGAGAGCCUCCUGUUGCACCUCCCACCUCCCUCCACUCUUUCAAAAUACAUCCUAGGGAUGAUUUCUCCAAAGCCCCCCCUUUUGAUGAUUGACCAGAACCCUUCAUAGAAUAUAGUAAAACACAGUUACAUUUCCUUCUGAGAGUGACGUGCAACAGCCACUCACACUUUUGGCCCUGAGGGGUGUGCAAAACCUGCUCACACUUUUUAACCUUCCGUAGGGCUGGCACUCUGGGUGUCCCCAUCAUAAUGUGCAAACUAGCCCAAAACCUAGUUUCCAAGUUCCCUUUAAUUAAUCCAGCAAGACUUUCCAGCAGCCUUGUUAUGCCCCCCCAGUAAUGCCUUACUAAAGCCCAGGGGCCAUGCCCUGAACUAAACAGAUCAGGGGACUGGAGGAUCUCCUUGGAAAACCUUUAGCGUGUUCUGGAGUCCUCUCGAUUCUGUGAAUCCGUCAAGCAUUGGUUGCAGGGUUCCAUCUGGAUCACCAGAAAUUGUCACUGAAAAUGUUGGGAAAAUAAAACUCUGUAACACUGUAAUUUCAGUAUUUUAGAAAGCUGAGCAGGCAUUACAGUUUCUUUGGCUCAAGGUGCGUGGGGGAAUUGCUCCUCCUGACACAUGCACACCAAUAAUCAAAACUUUUAACUAUUUAUACACUUUAGCAAAUCAAGAAAUUAGUGUUCAUUGGCUGCAAGUUACAUUGUUCCCAUAUUCAUAUUCUAUCUUCUAUCAGUUAAUGAUUCUCUCUCUUCUCAUGCUUAUUAGUUGCAUGCUCAGUUUCUCCUUUCUUUAGGGUCAUUGGGUUUCCUGGUCUGUGGAUCAGUGGCCUCUGAUCCCCCCUGCCAGAAUUACCUUUUAUGCACUUGGGGCUGAUUUCAGCACAGUCACUUGUUUCUUCCUUAUCUCAUGAGUUCUGCCAAAUGUCCUUGUGGCCUGUAAAUUCUGCAUUCUUUCUGUCCCGCUUUCAGUGCUACAUCCUUCUUCCCAAACUAUGUCAACCUCCUCUCCCAGGUCUGCAAUCAUCAAAAGCAUGCAAUCACUGAAGCAUGCCAUGUCCUAAACUUCAAUUUGUUUUUCUAACAUCUGGACAUCACUUAAAUCUUGUUUGUUGGCUGCCAUCUCUUUCAUGGAUUGAAUCUUCCUUCUUGUUCAUUAGUCUUGAAGGUUACAAAGAUCAAACAUCAAAGAACAUUCUUUCUUAAGAAUUUUUUUUUUCCCUCGUACAACGCUAUUUGUUACAAAUAAAGAUUUUCCCAACAGC